AUGAGAGAUGAACAUGGGGUAGGUGUAACGUACAAUAAAGCAUGGAGAGCAAAAGAACUUGCAGUUGAUGAUGUUAGAGGGUCAAAUGAGGAAAGUUAUGCAUUGUUACCUUCAUAUUUGUAUAUGCUAAAGUUGUCCAACCCAGGAACUAUCACAAGAGUAUGUAAAGAUGAAGAAAAUAGGUUUAAAUACAUGUUUAUUGCUUUUGGUGCUUCAUUGGAUGGAUGGAAACACUGUAGACCAGUUAUAGUGGUAGAUGGAACAUUUUUAAAGACAAAAUAUGGAGGUACACUAUAUGCAGCUUGUGUUAAAGAUGGAGACAAUCAAAUUUUUCCGCUCGCCUUUGGAAUUGGGGAUUCAGAAAAUGACAAUGCAUGGAUAUGGUUCUUUAUAAGACUAAAAGAAGCAAUAGGAGAUCGAGAAAACUUGUGCAUAGUAUCUGACAGGCAUAAAAGCAUCAAAAAUGCAGUUGAACAAGUGUAUCCUGGUGUAUAUCAUGGAGUUUUUCUUUAUCAUUUGAAACAAAAUCUAAGGACUAAGUUUAGGGGAUUACAUGUGCAUGCCAUAUUUGAAACUGCUUCAAGAGCGUACUCAGUUCAAGAAUAUUAUUCUGCCAUGGCUGAAUUACAGAAAAUUAGCCCUGAAAUGACCACAAUUGUGCAUGUGAGAGAAUUUCCUAUAACAUUGUUAAUAGAAGCUAUAAGAGAGAUGCUUCAAAGAUGGUUUUCAACAAGAAAAGAAGCAGCAAUCACCCAAUUUAUUGAAGUGACAAAAUGGGAAAAUGAUGAAAUGGAGAUCAAACUUGAUGUGGCAUUUCGAAUGAAGGUAGAUGUAAUUGAUGCAAUGAAAUCUAGUGUCACAUAUGGUGAUCGAGUAUUUGUUGUCGACUUGGAACAACAUAUGUGCACAUGUAAUGAAUUUCAACUAGAGGGAAUUCCAUGUGCACAUGCUAUUGCAACAAUUGAAAGCAAGUACUUGGACAAGUACAAAUUUUGCUCAAAUUGGUAUAAAAAUUCUAUUUUGAAAGAGACUUAUGCAGGAUCAAUUAAUCCUCUUCCAGAUAAAGUUGAUUGGAGUGUCCCAGAUGAAAUUAAAGAAGAUAGCAUGAAAGCUCCAAAAUUCAAAGUAAAACAAGGACGUCCUAAGAAAAAAAGAAUUCCAUCAACAGGAGAAUUUUCCAAGCAUGUUCGAACAGUCAAGUGUGGAAAUUGUGGAAUAUUGGGACAUAAUAGAAAGAAUUGUAAAAUCCAACCAAUUCUAAAAGAAGGAUAA
Humulus lupulus (European hop) is the source of this 1272-nucleotide messenger RNA. RefSeq lists its product as uncharacterized. Gene Ontology annotation, molecular function: zinc ion binding. Lineage: Eukaryota; Viridiplantae; Streptophyta; Magnoliopsida; Rosales; Cannabaceae. The record is from RefSeq and is a predicted model, not a curated record. The coding region runs from base 1 to 1272 and encodes 423 amino acids. The transcript is spliced from 4 exons.